UUUCAAUAUCUUCCCGAUAGUAUAAAAACUAUUAUUAUUAUGACAGUAUAUAUACCUUUAAGCUAUUUUUGCUCUGGUGCUACUAUCACUCAAGAGUCUCAGAGUACUCUGUUCUGUUAGAAUAUCAGUUGUACCAUCUUUUUCUUUCGGCGGGACGGGCUUGGCUUUAACGGAUUCAAAAUCACUCUCUAAACCAUUCUCCAGCAGGCACCUCUUCACCAGCGUCCGGGGUUUGUCGUUGUUCAACUUCCCUGUUUUCUCAAGUUAUUCUAUAACAGCACGUGCAAGAUGGAAGGAAGGAAUGACAUUCCUUGGAACACAUUUGAUAACCAUCAGGCUUACCCUGCAGCACAUAUUGCCCCGAGUCCUAUGCCACCGCCACCCAGACCUCCUCCCAUACUUCUGCAAAUGCCUCCGCCCAUGCCUCAUGUUGAUAUGCAACAUGUUGAAAUCCAUAUACUUUUGGAUGAAAACCGGAGAUUGGUUGAAGAUCGAACUUCCCUGCAACAUGAACUAGGUGCUGCUAGGGAGGAACUUCGUCACAUGAAGGCUCAGCAUGAAAUCGAAUGUAUGAAACUCAUGGGAAGGGGUUUGGAGCUGAUAAACGAACUCGCAGCUACUAUACCUCUUCAAAAUGAGAUUAAUCACCUCCGUAAUGAAGUUACGAGGCUUUUUACCAUUAAACAAGAUCUCUCUAGCCAGGUAGAGACACUCACAGAGGACCUUGCCAGGCUGCAAGUUGAAAACGAACAGAUACUUUCUUUAAGGGCUGAGAUAGAUGGACUGCAUCGACAACUUUUGUGUGCUAGGACUGCUGCUGAGUAUGAAAAUAAAGCUAAAAUGGAACUGAUGGAUCAGAUACAGACAAUUAAAAAAGGUCUUGAGAAAGCAUCCACGAUCCAGCAAAGAGAUAUAGAUCCAUUCUGCAGGGGACUGGAUGUAAUUCAGCGUCUUCAGUCUGUCUCGGAGAAGAUAGCUGUAUUUUGUUCUGAAAUUAUACAGCAGCUCAACUAUGGUUUAGUUCGUUGCCAAGUCUUGUUUUUGGUACCUACUCAUGAACGUGCACAGCAGAUUGAGAAUCUCAUGCGAGCUCUUGGCAGCCACCUUGGAGUAAAGAUCCAUGCUAGUGUAGGUGCUACUAGCGUCGAGGAGGAUAAGCAUAUUAUAUUAGCUGGUGUUCAUCUCAUUGUUGGUACACCUGGGCGUGUAUUGGACAUGUUGCGGAGACGAAAACCAGCUCUCCGUCCUAAUCAUAUUAGAAUGUUUGUGCUAGACGAGGCUAAUGAAAUGCUUUCAAUGGCAUUUGAUGAACAGAUAUAUGACAUUUUGCAGUUUUUGCCUGCCAAAGUUCAAGUAGUGCCUAUUUAUGACACCAUGCCGGCAGAUGUCCUUGAAAUCACGAGGAAGUUCAUGAAUAAGCCAGUGAAAAUCUUGGUCAAAUUUGAUGAACCGACUCUUGAGUAUUAAGUUCCUUUUUCCCCGCACGAGGAGACAACCACACUAUUGGUUUAGCUUGUUUAGAUACAGAGAUUUGCGAAGGAAAUAUGUCAUCAAUUUUCUUAGUCUAAUAUCUUAUUUACUUGCAUAUAAGUUCAGUAGGUAGAAACUUCUUUUCAAUCAAAUUUUUGUUUCACUCUUUCCAUAUAUGUCACAUAAUGAGAGGUUCUACAAUGUGUUCAUUGACGAAUAA
Messenger RNA from Lycium ferocissimum, 1690 nucleotides. RefSeq names its product eukaryotic initiation factor 4A-11-like. Gene Ontology annotation, cellular component: cytoplasmic stress granule. Bases 289 to 1467 code for a protein of 392 amino acids. The transcript has 5 exons. NCBI's taxonomy places the organism in Eukaryota, Viridiplantae, Streptophyta, Magnoliopsida, Solanales, Solanaceae. Gene Ontology annotation, molecular function: translation initiation factor activity; ATP binding. Gene Ontology annotation, biological process: cytoplasmic translational initiation. The record is from RefSeq and is a predicted model, not a curated record.